Molecule: messenger RNA, 1216 nt
Organism: Sinocyclocheilus rhinocerous
Lineage: Eukaryota; Metazoa; Chordata; Actinopteri; Cypriniformes; Cyprinidae
Product: claudin-4-like
Exons: 3
Coding region: 119-754 (211 amino acids)
Cellular component (GO): bicellular tight junction; membrane
Molecular function (GO): structural molecule activity
Source: RefSeq, a predicted model, not a curated record
CAGAAGAGGUAACCGUUUGGUAAGGUGGGAGACUAACUUAAGGAAAAAGCGAAAAGACUACGUCCAGAAACAAGAGGAAACUUACAAAGAAUUUUCUUCAAAGAACUACAAUAAAAGAAUGGGUUCGUCUGGAGUACAGAUCGUGUGUAUGGCACUGGGAAUUUUAGGUCUCAUUGCAGCGGUCGUGACCAUUGCUGUUCCAAGAUGGAAGGUUUCUGCUUUUAUUGGUCAGAACAUUAUCACUGCACAGGUUCAAGAAGAGGGCUUGUGGAUGGAAUGCGUGGUUCAGAGUACCGGACAGCAGCAGUGUAAAGCUUACGACUCGCUGCUCAUCCUGGGCUCUGACCUUCAGGCGUCCCGUGCCAUGACUAUCAUCAGCUGCAUGCUCACUGUCCUGUCCCUGCUCAUUCUGAGCGCCGGCGCCGACUUCACUACCUGCAUCGAAAAUGAAGAAGUCAAACCCAAAGUGAGUCUGGUGUCCGCUAUUGGGCUUAUCCUCGCCGGCUUGUUGCUGAUCAUCCCCGUCAGCUGGGCCGCUCAUAAUGUCGUGCGCGACUUCAACAAUCCACUGGUAGCCCAAUCUCAGAAGAGAGAGCUGGGUGCCUGUAUCUUUGUGGGCUGGGGAGGAGGAGUCCUGCUCCUGCUGGCCGGAGGCUUGCUGUGCUGCUUCAGCAGACCGCACUCCGGAGGAUCCGGCGGAACCGCCAAAUACUGCAGCAACAGCGCCUCUGCACCAAGCAAGAAUUAUGUGUAGAUGAAAUGGGUUAAACUAAAGAGUAGUUACAGAAAUUGAAGCUGUAGUAUGUGAAAUAUGUCUAUGUUAGCAAGUAGUCUUUAUAAUCGGUAGGUAACGAGAAUAACAAACUAGAAAAGGUUAAGAUCCAGAACGAUGUAAAUAUUACUUGUUUGGAGCUACUGAACUGUCAUAGAAAAACGGUCUCUAAGCUUUUUAACUAGUUUUACAUAGUUUACGGUGUACUGCUGCAAUUUCUUAAAGCAGCUAAUAAACAAUGCACUUGUUUAUUAAAAUUCAGGGAUGGGCCGAGCUUGUGUCCGAAAUACUUUCAGGUCAUUUAUAUUUUUUCAAGAACUUUUUAGGAUACAGGAAUCUACUGUAAUCUGUACAAUUGCUAUAUGAUGUUUUUUUUGUGUAUUAGGUCAUAAUCAUUUCGAUUGUCUUUCAUGUAUUUUCAAUAAAACUGACUGAUUUAAGACA